Molecule: messenger RNA, 720 nt
Organism: Quercus lobata
Lineage: Eukaryota; Viridiplantae; Streptophyta; Magnoliopsida; Fagales; Fagaceae
Exons: 1
Coding region: 1-720 (239 amino acids)
Source: RefSeq, a predicted model, not a curated record
AUGGGGUGGAAGGAAAAAUUUAUUUCGAAGGCGGGAAGGGAGAUAUUGAUUAAGACGGUGGCACAAGCGAUAUCGACAUACUCUAUGAGUAUAUUCAAACUGCCAAACUCCAUAUGUGACAACAUAAAUUCCUUGCUGGCCAAAUACUGGUGGGGACAAACGCAGGCAGAGAGGAAACUACAUUGGAUAAAUUGGAGAAAACUGUGUAUGGCAAAGAAGGGAGGAGGGAUGGGAUUUCGUGACCUCCAUGCAUUCAACCUAGCGAUGCUGGCCAAGCAAGCCUGGAGAUUAAUACAUGAAAACCACUCUCUGUUCUACCGAGUUUAUAAAGCUCGUUAUUUCCCAAAUUGCUCUUUCAUGUUUGCUGAGUUGGGGAAUAAUCCUUCCUUUGUUUGGCGUAGUCUCCUAGCAGCAAGGGAUCUCAUCAGAGAGGGCUCACGAUGGCAGGUGGGGGAUGGUCGAAGUAUUGGUGUAUUCACACAUCGUUGGUUGACUCACACCCCUGUACCACUAAAUGACGCACCACCAGACAUGAAGGUGUGUGAGCUAAUCGACCACGACUCAAGACAAUGGGACCGUGGAAAAAUAGAUGCCAUGUUCAGCCCUCAAACACGAAAUGAGAUCAUGUCACUGUCACUAAAUAACCUUAACUCUCAAGACUCUGUUUGCUGGAUGGAAACAGAGCACAAAAAUUCUCCGUUCGGUCAGCUUAUAAGGUAG